This is a messenger RNA of Colletotrichum chrysophilum, 366 nucleotides long. RefSeq lists its product as uncharacterized. The coding region runs from base 1 to 366 and encodes 121 amino acids. The transcript has 2 exons. The record is from RefSeq and is a predicted model, not a curated record. NCBI's taxonomy places the organism in Eukaryota, Fungi, Ascomycota, Sordariomycetes, Glomerellales, Glomerellaceae.
AUGCUAAAGAUGAUCCUACUUCCGCUACUCCUAUCUUUGGCAGCUGCCGCUGCCUCCGCUGCCCGAAUCAGAUCCCUCACGCACAGCGGCCCUGGCUGUCCCCAAGAUGCCCGAGUGACAUGGUCCGGCGACCUCAGCGACCUGACGAUCACGCUGCCCGACUUUGGCGAGUCUCUUGCGGCUGGCCAGAUGACGAGCUGCCAGGUUCACUUGCUCGUCGACCAGGGUGAGUCCGGGAAGUCGCUGGUGCUGCAGGACGUUGUCGUCCGCGGCGGGCUCUACUUGAGCCCCAACUCCAAGGUUGACUUUUACACGACGGCAUACUGGAGCGAGACAGCGUCUGAUACGCUAUCGCUCAGCGCCUAG